Messenger RNA from Thlaspi arvense, 4935 nucleotides. Lineage: Eukaryota; Viridiplantae; Streptophyta; Magnoliopsida; Brassicales; Brassicaceae. The record is from the annotation of a GenBank genome assembly.
UUUUUCAGGGAAAAGAAAAAUGAAGAGGAAAAAAUAUAAAUAUAAUAUACAAGUAAACUAAUAUAUACAAGUCCGUUAAUCCAUAUCAUAUCACCUUGACCAUUAUACAGUUUGGUUUUUAUAUGAGUAUAGUUUAUAUAUUGAGUUAUUGUACUUCAUGUGCCUGAUCUGAUUCAUAUUAUAAUAUCUCGUCCUCCUCCUUGCUUGCUUGAAAGAUCAUCAACAAAGAUUUAUACACUACAGAAGAAGAAAAAAAUAAUUCAUCAAAGGGAAGUCAAUCAUCAAACCAUGAUGAAGAAGAAGAAACAGAGCAGAUCCCAAUCUUCAGACAAUAAAGAUCCCAAGAAAACUCUUGAACCAUCCUCAGAUUCUUCACCCUCACCUAGGCUCCUCUCCAUUUUCCGUUCUAAGUUGGCAAGUGGUAAAGAUUUGAAGCAUAUGUUCAGAGGCAUGAGGAGUAAAACCGCGCCGGGGUUGUCUUCUCAGUCUAGAAUCGUGAGAUGUCCUAAGUGCCAUAAGCUUCUCCAAGAACCUAUAGAUGCAACUACUUACAAAUGCAGUGGAUGCAACUCGAUUCUCCAAGCGAAACGUUGGGAACUUGAAAGCAAUGUUAACUCUAUUCCAGAGGCUCUCCUUUCUAAUCAAAACCGUAGUUUAAGUACCGAGGUAGAAUCUGCAGAAGGUGGUAGUAAAACUCCAAUGAGGAGUACUCACAAUUCGAGAGCAUCCCCUUAUGUUAACAAGCAUGAGACAUCCGAUAUACGGAGAGAAUGGAUGAGAAGAGCUGAUGAUUUCAGUGAGAACCGUGAGUCUGAUGUGUUUGCUUCAACAAGAAGGUCUCCUUAUAACUCACGCAGCAAUGUCUCUGAGUGGACACAGCACGAGAGGAGAUAUGAAGAGCCAGCUCCUCAUCAGGUUCCUUUCUAUCCAGCAAGUCCUUCCCCUUCAUCUGCAUAUGAUUACGGCUACAGUAGUAGUCCUUUUCACGGGUCUCAAGCUUCUGCAUCCGAGCAGUCUUAUUAUCAUCAACACCAUCAACCAAACCAAUUCAAGCAAUACGGAAGAGAAGGCUGGCUUCAAGAAUCUUCUGCUGCUUCACCGGUUCGUUUUCCGGGUGAGACAUCUGAUGGAAAGUACAAUCACUGGUCUUCUUCUCAGUCUCAGGCGCAUGAUCAUAAUCUAUAUGAGUCCAGCAGCUAUGCGACACCGCAUCGCUCUAUGUACUCUGAGCGUAGUUAUCAAGCAGAUAUAGCGCCACUUCGCUCUACGAGUGAGACAAGCAGUGAGAAGAGCUCUCUUAGGGACAAAAAAGAGUAUGUCCGAAAGAGGAAUCAUGUGGUGAAACGCUAUGUUCUUCCUUCGGCUGGUGGAGCGCCUUUUGCAACUUGUUCAUACUGUUUGGAACUUCUACAGCUUCCUCAGGUGUCUCUCCACGGGAAACAUAAGAGAUAUCAAGUGAGGUGUGGCAGUUGUUCCGGUGUGCUUAAGUUUUCUUCUGUUCGAGAGAAAGCAGAUACUGUCCUCGAUUCACCUAGCUUUGUGGCUUCCGGUACAGGAUUUGCUGAUGAGAGUAUUACUCGUAAUAAUCAGGAUUCAGCUUCAGAAGAUGAUUGUCGUCUGUCGAGUUCAGACAACGGCUCUGGAGAUAGAAUCUGCAAAAGCAACGAUGCUGUUAUCUUGAGGCAGAACCUGGAAACAUUUGAGGACAUUAAAGAAGACAUGAUAAGGAGCAUAUCAAGCGAAUUUUUAGAUUUGAAGUUGGAGGCGUUGCAGCCUCAGUGGAAGCCUUCGCUGAACCAGAAGCUACGGGAACAACAACCUGCAUCAAGUGACACCAUUGGAGAGACUUCAAGGAUUCAUCUAGAGGAAGCUCAAUCAAAGAAGUCGACCGAGGUGGAUGAUAACGUUUUCGAAAGAGUCGGUUGCGAUUUAGAGGAAUCUGAAAAUGAGAUGAAUGAGAUUCUUACGCCAGAAGAGAUGUUCGGGGAUGGAUCAGGGGAGUUCUUGGUUCCAGUAUACAAGAACGAAAGGAUGAGUGAAUUAAGUGAAGACGCUGAAAGAGUUGCAGAGAGAUCGGUAUCUCAUAGAGUGGAACCUCUAUACAAGGACGAACUCAUCUGUGAAACACGCGUACUGACUGAGAAUGCUAGAGAUUCUCACGAGUUUGAUUGGGAGGAGACUCGAGAAUAUGGAGGUGAAAGUACAUUGGAAGAGAUCAUGGGGGACAAACCGGAGUUGCAUUUGGAGAGAUCUCAGUACAUUGGAGAUUCUGUCAGUGACAGCAACUCAAGCUAUGGUGAAACAUGUGAGGAUACAUCAGUGAAGGAAGAUACGGAACAUAUAUCAAACACAUAUUCAGAUGCGAUGUCAGCUACACCACAGUCUCCCCUGAAACCUUUGGUGAACGAUAUACGACAUCCUGAACAAUCAGGAGAAGCUACAUUUACAGUAUCGCGGAUCCAUGAGGAGCAGUCCAAGUAUGAUGAAUAUGAGAACAUAAGUGAAAGACAAGAGUUGGAUAAGGCCAUCAGUGACAGAGUCAGGUGUGAUUUAGAGGAGUCUACUAGAUACGAGACAAAUGAAACUCUUGAUUCGGGCAAUGUAAGCGAAGAUGGAUCUGUUGUUUCUCUCAAGAAGGCGAGUGAAACAUUCAAAACAAACAUAGAAGCUGAGACAGGUGAAGAGAGAUUGGUAUCUCAUCAAAUAGAUAUUCCAAGAGAGAAUGUAGAAAAUUCAUAUGAAAGACUCGAACCACUUUAUUUACAAGGAAGCGUGUAUGCAGGUGAAAGAACAUGGGGAGAGACAAUGGGAGAUAGAGCAGCGUUACAUUUGGAGGAAUAUGAAAGCAACUACCAUAAUUACAGAAAACCAUUUGAAUGGACUUCAGAAGGAGCUCAAAUGCAUGAGUAUGAGCUAGGGACAAUACUUGAACCAGAGGAGGACGCUCAAGGAAGAUCAGAAUCCAAUUCAAGGGGAUCCUUCAAUGACCAUGAAAAAUCAGGAGAGAGUGCUGUGUCUGAAGAUGCUAAACCAGAUCGGUCCCAGUAUGAGUAUGAGAACUCAAGCGAAAGACAAGAGUUGAGUAACACCGUUUUUGACAUAGUAAGGUCUGAGUUUCAGGAGUGUAGAUACGAGUCACAUGAAACGUUUGAGCCAAGCAAGAUGGUCGGAGUAGGAUCUGCUGUUUCUCUUGAGAAGGCGAGCGAAACAUUCAUAGGCGAGACAGGCGCAGAAGAGCGGUCGGUAUCUCAUCAAAUGGCGCCACAAAACAAGAAUGUGGAAAUCUCCUACAGAACAGAUGAACCAGUUUAUCUGGAAGAAAGCGGAUGUGCAAGUGAAAGAGCAUGGGCAGAGACAACAGGAGAUGAAGCCGGGUUGCAGUUGAAGGAAUAUCAAAGCAAUCCACAUGAAUGGACUUCAGAAAGAGCUCCAACAUUUCGUCUGAAUGAGUAUGAACUAGGGACAGUGCCUGAAGCAGAAGAGGAUGCGAAUGGAAGAUCAAUAUCAAGUUCAACAGAUUCCUUCAAUGACCAUGAAAGUUCAAAAGAGAGAGAUGUGGCUCAUGAGGAGGAGGAAGAGUCUUGGCUGGUGGAUGAGAACAAAACCGAAGAGCUCACAGUUGGUGGUGUAAUGAUGGAAGACAGGCCAUCACUGCACUUGGAAGAGUGUGGAAAUGAAUCAACGAAAUCGGAAGAGACAUUUGAAUGGACAGAAAGAACUCCAACGUUUCUUCUGCAUGAGUCUGAGCUAGGUACAAUGCUUGAACCAGACGAGGAUGCUGAUGGAAGAUUGGAAUCCAGUUCAACGGGUUCCUUCAAUAACUAUGAAACUAAAAAAGUGAGAGCAGUGUUUCACGAGGAGGAGCUACAAGUACGCGAAAUGGCAGAAGAUAGAGCAUCCCUGGACUUGGAUAAGUGUGAAAAUGAAUCAAUAAAAUCGGAAGAGACAUUCGAAUGGACUUCAGAAAGAGCUCCAACAUUCCGUCUGCAUGAGUAUGAGUUAGGUACAAUGCUUGAACCAAACAAUCAUGCUGAUGGAAGAUCAGAAACUAGUUCAAGGGGUUCCUUCAAGGACCAUGAAAUUUCAAAAGAAAGAGAGAUGAAUCAUGAGGAGGAGCCCAGGCUGGUGACUGAUAGCAGAACCGAAGCGCAACAAGUAGGCGAAAUGGCAAAAGAUACGGUAUCACUGCAUUUAGAGGAGUUCGAAAAUGAAUCAAUGAAACUGGAUGAGACAUUUGUGUGGACUUCAGGGAGAGCUUUAACGUUUCGUUGCCGUGAGUAUGAGUUAGGGACAAUGCUUGAACAAGACGAGGAUGCCGAUGGAAGAUCAGAAUCUAGCUUAAGUGGCUCAAAAGAAAGAUCAGGCGUAAUGGCGGAAGAUGGAUCAUCACUGCACUUGGAGAGGUGUGAAAAUGAAAAAAUGGUAUCAGACCAGGCACUUGAAGCAAGGGAUGAUAUAUUCAGACUCAGUCUUGAUGACACGUUUGAGUCAGAGAGGAUGACGUUUCAUUUGGAGAUGUCACAAGACAAGCAAGAGAAUCUAAGGCAUUCCUCUAAACAAGGUGAGGCUGAAGAAGAGAGACCAGAGUUUGGUUCAAGGGUAUCUUCAGAGGAGACAAUGGCAGAGCAUUUAGAGGAUUUGCAGGAAGAGAAGGAGAAGUCAGGACUAACCUCUGAACCAUACGCUCAGUUUUAUACCGCAACGGAGCCCUGUGAGAUUGUGGGUUUGCGUCAUGCGUUAUAUCAAACGCAAACAUCACCUCUACGGUCACCUCUCAGUUCACCAAUUCAUACUCCCAUUGGUUCCCCAUUGCAUUACCUGAUGGGUUCACAAAUGCGUUCACCAAUGCAUUCCCACAUAGUUUCACCGCUGCGUUCUCCCAUCAACACAUCUGGAUCACUCUCUGAUGUAUUGUUCUUCGGCAAGAAAGCUUGA